AUGGUAAAAAGUAGCAACGAGAAGCGCGGACUGUUGAAACAACAAUGUCAAGAGGCUCUGGCCGCCUAUAUUCACGAUCGACUUGGCCUCGUCGUCGCUCCCGGUCAGGUCCGCCUCCAGCCGCCCCCUGAGGAUGGCCUACUUGUUGAAGUCGCACCUGAGCAGCGGGAUGGUGGGUCUGUUCCAGAUUAUCAGCAAAGAGCUCGGUCGCUCGCUCGAGCCUGUCUCGCCGCCGGUCCACAGGGUCCCCAGUCUGGUCCCAGGGCCGAAGGAAAAGUUGCAGCAGAGCGGACAAACCGUGAUGGUGAGUUAGAUGUGUCCUUCACCGCCAAGCUGCACAGCCUUGAAUGUGCAAAUCACAGCUUGAGCCUUGAGUUGGAUCGCACGCGCACACGCUUGGAGAACCUAGUAGUGAAGGGCGUAGUCUUCGGGCCCAGAUUUGCGCACUCCAAACCGAACUAG
Penicillium subrubescens is the source of this 462-nucleotide messenger RNA. RefSeq lists its product as uncharacterized. Bases 1 to 462 code for a protein of 153 amino acids. The record is from RefSeq and is a predicted model, not a curated record. Lineage: Eukaryota; Fungi; Ascomycota; Eurotiomycetes; Eurotiales; Aspergillaceae. The transcript is spliced from 3 exons.